Molossus molossus (Pallas's mastiff bat) is the source of this 462-nucleotide messenger RNA. RefSeq names its product ral guanine nucleotide dissociation stimulator-like. The transcript is spliced from 3 exons. The record is from RefSeq and is a predicted model, not a curated record. NCBI's taxonomy places the organism in Eukaryota, Metazoa, Chordata, Mammalia, Chiroptera, Molossidae. Bases 1 to 462 code for a protein of 153 amino acids.
AUGGCCAUGCAGGCCCCUGACCCUCCCGGCCUGUCUUUGCAGAGGCCCGCCCCAGAGACCGUGCAGGAGCUGGCUGACGGGUUCACUUACGCCUUCAACCGGUACCAGACAGGAGGGCACCAGGCCAGGAAGCCCGUCCAGAGCCGGUCUGAGAGCUCCAGCGAGGACAUCCUUGAGGUGCUGGCCCGCGGGCCCGACUACACCACCUACCGGGUCAGGGUGCAGGUGCACCGGGCCAACGACGCCGGCCAGUGCGAGUCUGAGAGUGCAGCCGAGUUAACUCUUAACCUCCGUGAAGCCUGCAGGAUGCGUGCCCUCCAGGAAGGCACACGGGCAAAGAUGGUGGUGUCCAUGGUACCAGCUUUCCCGAGUGGAAAAAUUCCCCACAUCCCCACCUUCAUGUCCAUCCACCCGGCCUUCUCCAGAGCCCAGCUGUUCCUGGACCAGCUGUUAACUAGGUGA